AUGGUGCACUCCAAAGUUGUCAUUAUCGGUUCGGGCCCUGGCGCCCACACUGCCGCUAUCUAUCUCUCGCGUGCUGAACUUGAGCCCGUUCUGUACGAGGGUAUGCUCGCCAACGGUACUGCCGCCGGUGGCCAGCUGACCACCACUACCGAUGUCGAGAACUUCCCCGGCUUCCCCGACGGUGUCGGCGGUGCCGAGUUGAUGGACAAGAUGCGCGCUCAGUCGGAGCGCUUCGGCACGAAGAUCAUCACCGAGACCAUCUCCAAGCUGGACCUGUCCCAGCGCCCCUUCAAGAUGUGGACUGAGUGGAACGACGGCCCUGACAGCGAGCCCGCUCACACCGCGGAUGCCGUUAUCAUCGCUACCGGUGCCAAUGCCCGCCGUCUGGACCUGCCCGGCGAGGAGAAGUUCUGGCAGAAUGGUAUCAGUGCCUGCGCUGUCUGCGACGGUGCUGUGCCCAUCUUCCGCAACAAGCCCCUGUACGUCAUUGGUGGCGGUGACUCUGCCGCCGAGGAGGCCAUGUUCCUGGCCAAGUACGGCAGCCACGUCACCGUGCUGGUCCGCCGUGACAAGCUGCGUGCCUCCAAGGUGAUGGCUGACCGCCUGCUCAACCACCCCAAGUGCACUGUCCGCUUCAACACCGUUGCCACCGAGGUUAUCGGUGAGAGCAAGCCUAACGGCCUUAUGACCCACCUCCGUGUCAAGAGCACCACCAGCGACCAGGAGGAGAUCGUCGAGGCUAACGGUCUCUUCUAUGCUGUUGGCCACGACCCCGCCAACGCCUUGGUCAAGGGCCAGCUUAAGCUUGAUGAGGAUGGCUACAUCGUCACCCAGCCUGGUACCAGCUUCACCAGCGUCGAGGGUGUCUUUGCCUGCGGUGACGUUCAGGACAAGCGCUACCGCCAGGCUAUCACCAGUGCCGGCUCCGGCUGUGUCGCCGCCCUCGAGGCCGAGAAGUUCCUCGCCGAGUCCGAGCCCUCCACCCAGGAGGUUAACGGAGUCAAGGCCGCCCCCGUCCUCUAA
Molecule: messenger RNA, 1023 nt
Organism: Penicillium brasilianum
Lineage: Eukaryota; Fungi; Ascomycota; Eurotiomycetes; Eurotiales; Aspergillaceae
Source: the annotation of a GenBank genome assembly